Echinops telfairi (small Madagascar hedgehog) is the source of this 939-nucleotide messenger RNA. RefSeq names its product olfactory receptor 8D4. Gene Ontology annotation, cellular component: membrane. The record is from RefSeq and is a predicted model, not a curated record. The transcript has a single exon. Gene Ontology annotation, molecular function: olfactory receptor activity; odorant binding; G protein-coupled receptor activity. The coding region runs from base 7 to 939 and encodes 310 amino acids. Gene Ontology annotation, biological process: sensory perception of smell; G protein-coupled receptor signaling pathway. NCBI's taxonomy places the organism in Eukaryota, Metazoa, Chordata, Mammalia, Afrosoricida, Tenrecidae.
AGGAGAAUGGGUAAAAACCACUCAACAGUGUCUGAGUUUUUUCUUUCAGGAUUAACGGAUCAACCAGAGCUUCAACUACCCCUUUCCUGUCUCUUUUUAGGGAUCUACAUGGUUACUUUGGUGGGAAACCUUGGCAUGAUCUCAAUAAUUGGGUUGAAUUCUCAACUUCACACCCCCAUGUAUUAUUUUCUCAGUAGUCUGUCUUUUUUAGAUGUCUGCUAUUCUUCUGUCAUUACUCCCAAAAUGCUGGCAGGUUUUUUAUGCAGAGAUAGAUCUAUUUCCUAUUCUGGAUGCAUGACUCAGCUGUUUUUUUUCUGUAUUUUUGUCAUUUCCGAAUGCUAUCUGUUGGCAGCAAUGGCCUAUGAUCGCUAUGUAGCCAUCUGUAGCCCACUGCUUUAUAAUGUCAUAAUGACCCCUUGGGUCUGCUCUCUGCUGGUGGCUGCCGUCUUCUCCAUAGGUUUUAUUGACGCUGUUAUUCACACAGGCUGUAUAUUAAGAUUGUCUUUUUGUGACUCCAACAUCAUUAGACAUUAUUUCUGUGACAUUGUCCCUCUUAUUACACUCUCAUGUUCCAGCACUAAUAUUGAUAAACUUUUGAUUUUUGUCAUUGGUGGAUUUAACAUGGUGGCCACCAGCCUCACAAUCAUAAUUUCAUAUGCUUUCAUUCUCUCCAGCAUCCUUCGCAUCCGCUCUAAAGAAGGCAGGUCCAAAGCCUUUAGCACCUGCAGUUCCCACCUGACAGCUGUUGUAAUAUUUUAUGGGUCCCUCAUGUCCAUGUAUCUGAAACCUGCUUCUAGCAGUUCACUUAUUCAGGAGAAGGUGUCCUCAGUGUUUUAUACUACUGUGAUUCCCAUGUUGAAUCCUUUAAUAUAUAGUCUGAGGAACACACAAGUGAAAAACACACUGGCAAAAUGCUUCCAAAGAAAAAUAACUUCAUAA